Messenger RNA from Perognathus longimembris pacificus (Pacific pocket mouse), 2565 nucleotides. RefSeq names its product phosphodiesterase 8A (gene Pde8a). NCBI's taxonomy places the organism in Eukaryota, Metazoa, Chordata, Mammalia, Rodentia, Heteromyidae. The transcript has 21 exons. Gene Ontology annotation, biological process: cellular response to epidermal growth factor stimulus; positive regulation of ERK1 and ERK2 cascade; signal transduction. The record is from RefSeq and is a predicted model, not a curated record. Gene Ontology annotation, molecular function: 3',5'-cyclic-AMP phosphodiesterase activity. Bases 4 to 2313 code for a protein of 769 amino acids.
GGAAUGGUAGCUGAUGUGCAGUUUGGUCCUAUGAGAAUUCAUCAAGAUCAACUUCAGGUACUUUUAGUGUUUGCCAAAGCAGACAGCCAGUGUAAUGGGUUCCGAAAGGCAUGCGAGAAGGCAAAGUUCAAGUGUACAGUCGCUAGGGAGCCGAGGGCUGCCCUUGACUGCUUCCUGGACAACCUGCAUGACAUCGUUGUCAUCGACCACAGAAAUCCCCGGCAGAUAGAUGCGGAGGCCCUGUGCAGGUCUAUCAAGUCAUCAAAGCUCUCAGAAAACACAGUCAUUGUUGGUGUAGUUCGCAGGGUGAACAGAGAAGACCUGUCUGUGAGGUCCUUCAUCGCUGCUGGCUUCACAAGGAGGUACACAGAAAACCCCAGCAUCAUGGCCUGCUACAACGAGCUGCUCCAGCUGGAAUUUGGGGAGGUGCGGUCCCAGCUGAAGCUCAGGGCCUGCAAUUCAGUAUUCACUGCAUUAGAGAAGAGUCAAGAUGCAAUUGAAAUUACAAGUGAAAACCAUGUCAUACAGUACGUAAAUCCCGCAUUUGAGACAACAAUGGGCUACCAGUCAGGUGAACUAAUAGGGAAGGAGUUGGCUGAAGUACCUAUAAACGAAAAGAAGGCAGACUUGCUGGACAGAAUAAAUUCCUGCAUCAGAAUAGGCAAGGAGUGGGAAGGAGUUUACUAUGCCAAAAAUAAAAAUGGAGACAAUAUACAACAAAAUGUGAAGAUCAUACCCGUGGUGGGGCAGGGAGGAAAAAUCAGACACUAUGUGUCCAUCGUGUGUAAUGGCACCAGCAAGACUGAGGAGAUACAUGAAUGCGUGGCGCCUGACAGCCAGACAGGUGGUCAUAUGAGCAACUGGAAAGACAGGAGGAAGAGCUCUCUGGACAUCAGAUAUGCUGGCUCUCGAACAAAUGAAGCGUACAGCGAGAGGCGACACUCCUCCCUGGCCCGGAUGCAUUCCAUGACCAUGGAGGCACCCAUCACCAAGGCCAUCAACAUUAUCAGCGCAGCCCAGGAGAGCAGCCCCAUGCCUGUGACGGAGGCCCUGGACCACGUGCUGGAGAUCCUGAGGACCACCGAGCUGUACUCGCCGCAGUUCAACGCCAAGGACGAUGACCCUCACGCCACCGACCUUGUGGGGGGCUUGAUGUCUGACGGUCUGCAAAGAUUACCAGGGACUAAUUAUGUUCUUGGAACAACAACUUUUCAGCAGGGGGCCCGCAGUCCUGCCACCCACUCCUCCCUGCAAGACCUCCCGUCACGGAUCGCACAGGCCGUGGAAGAUGAAGAACACUGGGACUUUGAUAUCUUCCGACUGGAGGCUGUCACGUACAAUCAGCCGUUGGUUUAUCUUGCUCUCAAAACCUACGCUCGCUUCAGAAUCUGUGAAUUCCUAAACUGCUCUGAGUUGACCCUGAGGGCGUGGCUAGAAGUUAUCGAGGCCAAUUACCACAAGGACAACCCCUACCACAACUCCACCCACGCGGCUGACGUGCUGCACGCCACGGCCUACUUCCUCUCUAGGGAGAGGGUAAAGGAAGCUCUGGACCCAGUGGACGAGGUGGCUGCGCUCAUCGCGGCCACCAUUCAUGACGUGGACCACCCUGGGAGGACCAACGCGUUCCUGUGCAACUCGGGGAGCGAGCUGGCCAUCCUGUACAACGACAUCGCCGUGCUGGAGAGCCACCACGCCGCCCUGGCCUUCCAGCUGACCGUGGGGGACGACAAGUGCAACAUCUUCAAGAACAUGGAGAGGAGCCAGUACCGCGUGCUGCGCCAGGGAAUCGUGGACAUGGUCCUUGCCACGGAGAUGACGAAGCACUUUGAGCAUGUCAACAGAUUCGUCACCAGUGUCACGCAGCCCCUGGCAUUGCUCAUGGAGAAUGAGGAGAUGGGUAAGGACCAGGAAGCCAUAAGCGCCAUGCUCAAGAUGCCGGAGAACCGCAUGCUCAUCAAGCGGAUGAUGAUCAAGUGCGCGGACGUGUCCAACCCCUGCCGGGCCCUGGAGCUGUGCAUCAAGUGGGCUGCUCGCAUCUCCGAGGAGUACUUCACCCAGACGGAUGAGGAGAAGCAGCGGAACCUGCCGGUGGUCAUGCCCGCCUUCGACCGCAGCACGUGCAGCAUCCCCAAGGCGCAGAUCUCCUUCAUUGACUACUUCAUCACCGAGAUGUUCGACGCCUGGGACGCCUUCUUGGACCUUCCUGACCUCAUGCAGCACCUGGACAACAACUUCAAGUACUGGAAAGGCCUGGAUGAGAUGCAGCUGCGGACCCUGCGGCCACCCCCCAAGAACCCCGGAAAACCCUGAGCAUCCCCAGAGCCCCUAGCGGCUCCCCUGAAAGCACGGGGACAGCUGCAGCCUGUGGCCACCAGCCCAGGCUCUGCAGGGGCGCUGGAGCCCACGGGAGCAGUUCCUGCUGGACAAGGCGACACCGGCCCCGCCACCGGCCCCACGCAAGCGCAUGGAGGGUGCUUCUCCACACAGCAGCACACUUCCAAAUUGAUUAGUAUCAUACCCAUAAAAUGUUUUAAUUUAUUAGUUCAAUAUUUUCUAUGAAUU